CACCGAAUUAAGUUUAUUAUCAUGUCUUUAUCUAACAAAUUAUCCGUCAAGGACUUAGACGUCACUGGCAAGAGAGUCUUUAUCAGAGUUGAUUUCAACGUCCCAUUGGAUGGUAAGACCAUCACCAACAACCAAAGAAUUGUUGCUGCUUUGCCAACCAUUCAAUACGUUUUGGAAAAGAAGGCCAAGUCCGUCAUCUUGGCUUCCCACUUGGGUAGACCAAACGGUGAACGUAACGAAAAGUACUCUUUAGCUCCAGUUGCUACCGAAUUGGAAAAGUUGUUGGGUAAGCCAGUUACUUUCUUGAACGACUGUGUCGGUAAGGAAGUUGAAGAUGCUGUUAAUGCUGGUAAAGACGGUCAAGUUUUCCUUUUAGAAAACUUGCGUUUCCACAUUGAAGAAGAAGGCUCUUCCAAGAAGGAUGGUGUCAAGACCAAGGCUGACCCAGAAGCUGUUGCCAAGUUCAGAUCUCAAUUGACCGCCUUGGCUGAUGUCUACGUUAACGACGCUUUUGGUACUGCCCACAGAGCCCACUCUUCUAUGGUUGGUUUCGAUUUGCCACAAAGAGCCUCUGGUUUCUUGAUGGCUAAGGAAUUGGAAUACUUCGCCAAGGCCUUGGAAAACCCAGCUCGUCCAUUCUUAGCUAUUUUGGGUGGUGCUAAGGUUUCCGACAAGAUUCAAUUGAUUGACAACUUAUUAGACAAGGUUGACUUGUUGAUUGUCGGUGGGGGUAUGGCUUUCACCUUUAAGAAGGUUUUGGACAAUAUGCCAAUUGGUGACUCUCUUUUCGACGAAGCUGGUGCCAAGAAUGUUGAAAACUUGGUUGCUAAGGCCAAGAAGAAUGGUGUUGAAUUGAUUUUACCAGUUGAUUUCGUCACUGCUGACAAGUUUGACAAGGAUGCCAAUGUUGGUACCGCCACCCAAGAAGAAGGUAUUCCAGACCACUGGAUGGGUCUUGAUGCUGGUCCAAAGUCUAGAGAAUUGUUUAGCGCUGCUGUUGCCAAGGCCAAGACUAUUGUUUGGAAUGGUCCACCAGGUGUUUUCGAAUUUGACAAAUUCGCCGCUGGUACCAAGUCCUUGUUGGAUGACGCUGUCAAGUCUGCUGAAGCUGGUAAUAUUGUUAUUAUUGGUGGUGGUGAUACUGCUACUGUUGCCAAGAAAUACGGUGUUGUUGACAAGUUGUCCCACGUUUCUACUGGUGGUGGUGCCUCUUUGGAAUUAUUGGAAGGUAAGGCCUUACCAGGUGUUGUUGCCUUAUCCAACAAGGAAUAACUAGUACAUUUGUAGAGAGAGAAAGCUUAUACUAUGAUUUUAAUAAUAAACAUUUUUUGUGUAUUAC
Spathaspora passalidarum NRRL Y-27907 is the source of this 1339-nucleotide messenger RNA. It is a transcript of the gene PGK1, whose product is annotated as phosphoglycerate kinase. Lineage: Eukaryota; Fungi; Ascomycota; Pichiomycetes; Serinales; Debaryomycetaceae. The coding region runs from base 22 to 1272 and encodes 416 amino acids. Gene Ontology annotation, molecular function: phosphoglycerate kinase activity; ADP binding; ATP binding. Gene Ontology annotation, cellular component: cytosol. The record is from RefSeq and is a predicted model, not a curated record. The transcript has a single exon. Gene Ontology annotation, biological process: glycolytic process; gluconeogenesis.